Moneuplotes crassus is the source of this 3094-nucleotide messenger RNA. Lineage: Eukaryota; Ciliophora; Spirotrichea; Euplotida; Euplotidae. The record is from the annotation of a GenBank genome assembly.
CAAGAAUUUGAGCAAUGGAGAAAAUGGAGAUUGAGAAAUGAAUUUAUACUAAAUUCACUUAUAAAGCUUUCAGUACCGGUCAACUAUUUUACGAAAUUCUUGAAAAGAGGGAGAAAUGGAUCCAACAGCAAGUUUCAUUUAAUACAUCUGAGAAAUGAGAUUUGUUAUGGGCCAAAAACUCUAAAUUUAACGAAAAAGAAAUUUUAGACAAAUUUAUCGUCAUUAACUAUAUCCCCAAGAUCAGUCAGAUUCUUGAAAGUGAUUUCAUCCAAGGAGCAAUUCUUAAAAUUCUAAAUUUUCAGAAGAGCUCUUAUAAAAACAAAGACCAAACCAAAGAGUCCAGCCCUAAGAUCCAUCCCUUCUACCUCUCCAACUUCAAAACCCCCACAAAACUCCUCACAGACACCACCUACAUUCCAAAUCCACCCCAAGAUUACGACACUGACUGAAACAUCAACGUUCUAAAAGAUAUUUAUAAAUACAAUAACUCUUUCUGAAGAAUAUCGAUGUUUGUUAUGGUUAAUAAGUGAAACUUUGAAGAUGCAUAUGUGUUUGGAGAACCCAUGCUUGACCUCAUAAUUGAUUUACCAGAUACUCUUUCUAAAUUUUCAGAGAAGGUAUCUUUCCGGAAAUUUUUAAACUACUUAUGAAAUCUUAGGGAAAAAGAUGAUCCAGAAGUCUUAUUCCAGAAAUUGUUCUCAGAUUUUUGAAAAUAAAAUUGCCAUUACACUUUUAUCCAUUUGCUGCUAUAUGAAUGAAAUCAAGCUAAAGCAUAAAUAUGUUCAAAUAUUUACCUUCCAGUUUGUGCUAGACAAGAGCCUUGAUGCCUAUUUAGUCGAUGUUAUAGCAGGAGUCAAUAUGAAUUCAAUGGGCCAAGUUGAUGACAAGAUCAGAACAGGAGUUAUUAAUGGAAUGCUCGACCUUAUUGAGCCCUAUAUUGAAAAAAUUAGAACAGAGAUGCUAGCAAUACCUUCUCUUAAGAUUGUUGUACCAAGAACGCCUUCUAAGCCAUUUCAGAUGAGGAAGAAGAAAUCUAAAUAAACAUAUUCGGAUGAUUGGCCAAAAAGUUAGCUUGCCAAUUUCUAAAUAGCAAAAAUGCUGAUCUAAAUUUAAUAAAGAAAAAUAGCGAUGAUCGAUUUUCAACUGCAAAAAUUCAACCACUUGGAUCCUUCUCAGAAAUGGUCAAGCAAAGUUCCUUAACCAUUUCUCGCAAUUCAACAAGACAAAGAUCUACAAUUAAUGGUUCACUAGGUCACAAAUAAGCCAAGGAUUUUAGUAACACCAUUUCUUAAGAAAGAAGAAAAUAAGGAGAGCCAGAACUUCUUAUCAUCAACGAUUACCAAAUCACCGGCUAGAUCAAAAACAAGCCAAACAGCUUAUGCUCCGAAGAAGAGCGAAGGGAAGUCAUAUUCUAGCUUCACCAGAGCUUUCUUAAACCACAUCGUUAAGAAUAUCGACAAUGUCAAUUUUGAUAAGAUGCCACAACAAGACCAAAAGCUUGAUGAAAGUGAGCAACGAAAGGCGGAUUUAUUAGAAAACCAAGAGAAGAGUAAAAGAUUUGUUGAAAUGGUGAAGAAGCUUGAUUUAAAGAACCACUGAAUUGAUGAAGAAGACCAGAAAAUCAAGAACAAAAUUCUUAAUAGAGUCUCCAGUGCAUACUCCCCAGUCAAUACUCCUAAAAUUUUGAAAAACCGACCUGAGUCAAAUCUUGACAAAGUAGAAGUAGAAAAUGAUAAAGCGAUUCAUUCUGAGAUCAAGAAAUAUUCAAUCUCAGAAACGUACAAAUCUGCGUUCCAUUACUAUAAGAAAAGAAACAGAGGAGUUCUAAAGUUCAUUCAGCAGCAGAAUGAUCUUGAAAAUGGGUGUCUCAUUGGAGACCUUACUGACCCUCCUCCACCAAAGACGGCUAGGAACGAAGAGUCUAAUUGGAACCCUUUCAAAAAGAAGACUAAGAUUCCUUCUGAAUUUCUAUUACUUAACGAAUACCCAGAGGAACAUGAUGAGAUGGAUACGAAACUUUUUUACUUGCGAGAGAUAAACAACUAUAUUAGAAAGGGAAGGCUGCAGAAAUUUAUUAAUUCAGACCAGCUAUUCUCUGUCUAUAAGAGCGAAGAGACUGAUGUGUUCGACCACAAGAUCUCAGAGCUAGGAUUUAAAGCCGCAAUGGAAUCAUUAAUGAAAAAGCACAGUGUCAAUAUAGACAGAUUUAUUGAAAGAUACAACUAUUUUUCACACCCUAAAGAGAUAGUCAGAGAGAUAUACCUAGCUAUUCAGGACCCUGACCGAAAUAAGAAAAUUUUAGAAUCCCUCGGCAUGUCUGAAAGUGCAUAUGACUUUUCAGCAAUGAAGAAGUUAUUUAAAAAGAAAAUUGUUAAUAAGGGGCCACUUGGAAGAGCCCUGUCUACUUCAAGAAGGACCAUUAAAGAACCUGAGAUGCUGAUUGAAGAGCUUAAGAAGAAGUUCAUUUUAAGAAAUAUUGACAAACGAACAUCCCAUCAGAACUAUACUCAUAGAAAAAGUGCUAUUCACUCUGGAAUAAAGGAUGCUUGGGUGAAGAGCAGUGAUUACCUCAGCCCAGAUAGUAUUGCUCCAAACACACCUAAGGCAUCCUCACCAAGAUUUGUUCCAAAGAUUGCUAAGUCUUUUUCUCCCUCAUUAUCUACUAAGAAGUCUACUAAGGCCAAGAUGAAAUGGCAAAUCGCUAAAAAUAUGCUUAAAUUUGAGGGAAAGAAUGAAGAAGAUGACUCAAUGAAAUCAAUGUUCAAAGAUCUAGGCAAAAAGGGGAAGUUAUCCGAUGUAAUCAGUGUUCUUGUCAUGAAGAUCAAACUAUUCAAAGAAUCACAGAAGAAGAAUAUGCAGAUGAUGGAUGAACCUGAGCUUAAAUAUGCUAGAUACUACAAAUUAAUGCCCACAGGUGAGGGUAUAAAGGAGAACAUCAGACUUAUAACAGAGAGUAACGUUGAUACCUUCUCUGGUGAGAAAACCAUUGAGGAAAGUUUCCAGAUCCUGCUCAGUGCGAUUAAAAAGCAUGACUACAAGAUGGAGUAAUCCCUAAUUACUUAAUAUUUAUAAUAAAUCUGAGCUGCUUCUUUGC